Lathyrus sativus (Indian pea) is the source of this 1485-nucleotide messenger RNA. Lineage: Eukaryota; Viridiplantae; Streptophyta; Magnoliopsida; Fabales; Fabaceae. The record is from the annotation of a GenBank genome assembly.
AUGAAGCUUAAAAAUUGGUUUGCAAGUGUUUUGUUGCUAACUACUGUUAUGCUAACCACUACAUUAGGUGCAUUUGUGGGGGUGAACAUUGGCACCGAUGUCUCUGAUAUGCCAUCUGCUUCAAAUAUAGUUGCUAUUCUUAAAGCUCAUCAAAUUACUCAUGUACGUCUUUACGAUGCCAAUGCACACUUACUACAAGCCCUUUCAAACACCAGCAUUGAUGUUAUUGUUGGUGUCACGAACGAAGAGGUACUCAGAAUUGGAGAAUCUCCUUCAGCAGCUGCUGCGUGGAUAAAUAAAAAUGUAGUUGCUUAUGUACCUUCCACCAAUAUCACGGCAAUAGCUGUUGGGAGUGAGGUUCUUUCCACAAUCCCAAAUGUUGCUCCUGUUCUUGUUCCUGCCUUGAAUUCUCUGCACAAAGCUCUGGUUGCGGCAAACCUUAAUUUUCGAGUCAAGGUUUCGACUCCACAAUCUAUGGAUAUUAUCCCUAAGCCUUUUCCUCCUUCUACUGCCACCUUUAACUCUUCGUGGAACUCUACAAUGUAUCAACUUCUCCAGUUUUUGAGAAACACAAAUUCCUCUUUCAUGUUAAAUGCGUAUCCUUAUUAUGGAUACACUAAAGGAGACGGCAUUUUCCCUAUUGAAUACGCUCUUUUCCGACCCCUUCCCUCGGUGAAGCAAAUUGUUGAUCCAAACACACUAUAUCACUAUAACAGUAUGUUUGAUGCUAUGGUGGAUGCUGCCUAUUACUCUAUAGAAGCGUUAAAUUUCAAAGAUAUACCUGUUGUUGUCACGGAAACUGGCUGGCCAUCUUUUGGUGGAGCAAAUGAACCCGAUGCUACUGCAGAAAAUGCUGAGACCUACAGUAAUAAUAUGAUCCAGCGGGUCCUGAAUGAUUCCGGUCCACCUAGUCAGCCGAAUAUACCAAUUAAUACAUACAUAUAUGAACUGUUUAAUGAAGACAAGAGAAACGGACCUAUAUCAGAAAAAAAUUGGGGAAUUGUAUUUACUAAUGGAAGUGCUGUUUAUCCUUUGAGUUAUGGCGAUGCUACUGAUCAGACAACUGGAAACUCUUCGGGAGUAUUUUGUGUGGCUAAAGAUGGAGCAGACACUGAUAAGCUGCAAGAUGGCCUGAGCUGGGCUUGUGGACAAGGCGGAGCAAACUGUGCUCUUAUUCAACAAGGGCAGCGAUGCUAUCUCCCCAAUAGUGUGAAAAGCCAUGCCUCUUAUGCUUAUAAUGAUUAUUAUCAGAAAAAUCAAGGUGUUGGUGGAACAUGUGACUUUGACGGUACCGCUGAAAUUACUACCCAUGAUCCAAGUUAUGGAUCAUGUAGAUUCUCCGGAAGCUCCGGCGCCGGAGGAGUGAGUUUACCGCCUACGGCACUCGGACCUUCAAGUCCCUCUGGAGAAAGUAUGAACUUGCAAGUCUCUGGCCUCCAGUAUUUGGUAUCUGCAAUUGGUGUAUUUUUUGCUCUAAUGAUUUAA